Molecule: messenger RNA, 2460 nt
Organism: Puccinia graminis f. sp. tritici CRL 75-36-700-3
Lineage: Eukaryota; Fungi; Basidiomycota; Pucciniomycetes; Pucciniales; Pucciniaceae
Exons: 12
Coding region: 1-2460 (819 amino acids)
Biological process (GO): cyclic threonylcarbamoyladenosine biosynthetic process
Cellular component (GO): mitochondrial outer membrane
Molecular function (GO): tRNA threonylcarbamoyladenosine dehydratase activity; ubiquitin-like modifier activating enzyme activity
Source: RefSeq, a predicted model, not a curated record
AUGGACCCUCGCGAAUCAUUGUCUGCUGAUGAACAACCUGGACCUGGCGUCCAGCCUGUUGAAGAAUCCCCUGAGACGCGGGUUCCCACCCUUCCGGGAUCCCACCUCAACAUUGAGCCGGAUGAAGAACCCGCCGCACUGGAAACCCCCCAGCCUCCUCAUGCUGAGCAUGCCGAGGACGGAAAUCGGAACGAAUUGCCUGAAGCAUCGAAUGCUGACAUGAAUGAAGCGGGCGUCGCUCAAUUGCGCGACACAGAGGCCAAUACUCCUGUUGCCGAUGAUGCCCCACAACAUGUCCGUCAACCUCAGGCAGUGCCGGAAGGCGUGGCACGCCCACCUCGCGUGACAGCUGACCCCGCCUUGCCACAAGUAUGGCCAUCGAUGCACACUCUCCCUCCCGCGCAGCGAACUAUCAUCCUAAAUUUUGUCGCUGCGACUCGCGAGGUUUGGCCGGAGAUUAUUAUCAACCCCGCUCGGGUCAUCGCUAACCGUGACAGACUGAUCCCAGCUUUCACAAACAGCGCUGAUGCCCUCCAAAGCAUCAUGGGCGCCUUGCCCCAAGAAAUGCAUGAUGCGAUCCACCAAGUUUCUUCUGUGGCAAUCCAGCAAAUCGGGUUUGUGAUACACCACUUGACUCGCAUCCCUAACGCUGGUGACCGGGCCGCGGCAAGACAGAACGUUGUUCCCCUACUCGACAGCCUCCUCAACACAAGCCUGCAGUCUUUGGGAUCGGAUGUCCCCCAACACGACUCCACGCAGUGCACAAUCUGCUUCGAGGGUUACGAAGAAAGCGACGCGAUUGUGGUCCUACCAUGUCACCCAACCCAUCAUUUUCACCGGAGCUGUAUUCACGACUGGUUACGGGCAUUGGCCCCCGCACCUCCCACCUGCCCAAACUGCAGAGCCCGGAUUCACUUCCAGAACCCACCCAACCAUCCCCCUCAGUCCAGUACUGCUAGGUCUGACAAAACCCUCCGCAUUUUGAAAACUCGUUCCACUUGUACGCAAAAGAACACGGCUUCACACGUGGCAGGCAGGGUCUUCACGCUCCGUCCGCAAGACGUGCUUCGUAGCUGUCGCUCCCGAGCGCCAAAAACGACUUUCCCGAUGGCACAGUUCUGGAGCAGUUCUCUUUCGGCCUCUAGCAGGUCCCCUUUUCCGAUCACUCAGGCAAUCGUCGUGGGCGUCGUCUCUGGGGCUUUGACGGCCUUGGUGAUGUACUCUUUCCAAGGACCUACCAAGUCCACUCCAGAUCGGUCAAAAACUCCAAAAAAACGUUCCACGGGCGAUCGGGUACACGACGAAAGCUUGAUAGCUGAGCAACUGGCGCGUAACUUGGCCUUCCUCGGACCGCAAGGGAAUCAAGACGUCCGAAAUGCGUUCGUGAUCGUCAUCGGUCUUGGUGGCGUCGGUAGCUCCGCUGCUACUUCCCUUGUCCGUAGUGGAGUCGGCAGAAUUAGGUUAAUCGACUUUGAUCAAGUUACUUUAUCGUCGCUAAAUAGGCAUGCAACAGCUACGCGGGAAGACGUGGGAAUCGCAAAAGUAGUAUCAUGUAAAAACUUUUAUCAGAAAAUCGCACCUUGGCUGAAAAUAGAAGCUCUGGUUGAACAAUUCACAUUAUCGGAUGCGCCGAGGCUAUUGGAAGGAAAACCAGACUGGGUGCUAGACUGUAUAGAUAACAUCACCACGAAAGUAGAUCUCUUGACAUAUUGUAAAAAGAACAAUUUAAAAGUUUUUUCAGCCUUAGGUGCAGCUUCCAAAGCAGACCCGUCACGGAUUCAGAUAGCAGAUAUCUCUAUGACAUUUGAAGAUCCGUUGGCACGUUCUGUGAGGAGAAGGCUGAGACUGAAUGGGAUUGUCCACGGUGUCCCAGUAGUCUAUUCCACCGAGAAGCCUAACGAAAAUGUUAGAUUACUCCCUUUACCUGAGGACGAAUUCCAGAAGGGAAAUGUGGGUGAACUUUCAGCCCUGGCAGACUUUCGUGUGCGCAUCCUACCGGUCUUAGGGCCUUUGCCUUCAAUGUUUGGACAAGCAAUGGCUGCCCAUACGAUCACCCAAUUGGGAAAUUUCCCGACACAACCCCUUCCAAUCAAGAACCGAACCAAGGUUUACCAUCGAAUAUUUAACGAUCUGUUGGCCCGGGAAUUUCGACUGAAUGGAGCGACGACGAUCCCGUUCAGUGACGAAGAUAUCGGAUACAUCUUCGAGGAUCUCUUCAGAGGUCGAUCGGUCGUCCACCCAGCUUUCAAAGUCAGCUCCCAUCCUUGUCUGAUCCGAUGGUCCAUGGACGAAGAGCUACAUUGGACCAACUGCGUCGUUAUGGAUCGCUCAGAGGCUGAUAUCCAUCAGCAGAGAGUCUUGGUUGGUCGCCAAGAUCCGUCGGUGGUUUGGGGCCCCGAAACUGUCGAUCUGGUUCAAGCUAGAUUUUCCGAAGAAGUUCAAAUGCGGAAGUGGAGAUGA